Messenger RNA from Labrus mixtus (cuckoo wrasse), 2383 nucleotides. It is a transcript of the gene slc22a3, whose product is annotated as solute carrier family 22 member 3. Gene Ontology annotation, molecular function: transmembrane transporter activity. Gene Ontology annotation, biological process: transmembrane transport. Bases 132 to 1763 code for a protein of 543 amino acids. The record is from RefSeq and is a predicted model, not a curated record. The transcript is spliced from 11 exons. NCBI's taxonomy places the organism in Eukaryota, Metazoa, Chordata, Actinopteri, Labriformes, Labridae.
AAGAAAAGGAGGACUCUGAUAUCAACACUGACGCAUCACUUGUCUCUUAAAGGAUGCGUCUCCUCCUAUUCUCAGAGUGGAGCUGUUAUACCCAGAAGCAUCGCAUGCCAAACAUUAGUUAAUCACCUCAGAUGGCAAAUGUAGACAAACUCUUCGAGUACAUAGGAGACUUUGGCCCUUUCCAGAAGAAGAUUGUUACGCUGGGUUCAUUACCGUUGAUACUCUUUGCUUUUGUACUUGUCGGGGUUGUUUUCUUAGGGUACACACCAGAUCACUGGUGUUGGAUUCCUCAAUCUGAGCACCUCCAGGAGGAAUGUGGCUGGACAGACCUUGAGGUGCGGGAAGUCACUGUUCCCCGCUCUGAGCAGUCAGGGACCUUUAGCCGGUGUGAGAGGUUUAGUGUGGACUGGAACAAAAGUCCAAACAAAUGUAAUGAUCCAAACUGGCCUCUGAAUUCAAAUGAAACCCAGUUGGAGCAUUGCAGCAGAUGGACGUUUGAUAAAAGCCACAGCACUAUUGUUUCUGAGUUCUCAUUGGUCUGCGAGAGAUCUUGGCUUGCUGAUCUAAAUCAAGUUUUCCUUGCAUUUGGUUUUUUCAUUGGAGCUUUUGUCAAUGGAUACUUGGCUGACAGGUUUGGUAGGAAACCAUGUUUAAUUGCAUCAAUGCUUGGCCUUGGUAUCUCGGGUGUAGGGGUCGUGUUGUCACCAUGGUACCCGCUGCUGCUCACCUUUCGAUUUCUGCAAGGAUUUUUUGGAAAGGGAUCCUGGACAGCCAGUUAUGUGCUUGUCAUUGAGUUCUUCGGGUCCAACAACAGGAAAUUUGUGUCCAUGAUGAACCGUACUUUCUACUCUGCUGGCAUGGUCAUCAUACCUGGUCUGGCUUACUUCCUGUCGUCCUGGAAGAUGCUGCAGCUGGUCAUGAGUGUGCCCUGCAUUCUGUUUAUCUCAUACUAUUGGAUUGUUCCUGAGUCUCCACGCUGGCUGUUUUCACAAAAAAGAACCACAGAGGCCAUGAGAGUUGCUUCAAAUAUUGCAAAAUACAACGGGAGAUCAUUACCACCUAAUCUUCCAGAGAUAAUACGUCUGGAGGAAAAGAAAGCAGUAAAUCCUGUGUCAGUGAGGGAUUUGUUCAGGACACCAAGUAUUAGAAAAAACACACUAAUUUUAACUUAUGCCUGGUUUACUAGUACUAUUGUGUUUCAAGGCCUGGUCCUGCGUCUGGGGAUCACAGGGGACAACCUCUUCUUGGAUUUCUUCAUCUCUGCUGUGGUUGAGCUUCCGACUGGCCUCAUCUUCUACCUACUGGUUGAUAGAGUUGGUCGCCGCUCCCUCAUGGCCAUCACCAACCUCAUUGGUGGAGUCGCUUGCCUGGCUGUCCCCUUCGUCUCCCGAGAUUUUGCCUUCUUAAGAAAAGGUAUUGCAAUCGCUGGGAGGCUUGCUGUUGCCAUUGGAUAUGAGACAUUGAACUUUGCAAACACAGAGAUGUAUCCAACGCCUCUUAGAAAUCUGGGAGUGUCAGUGUGUUCAUCAGCGAGUGACUUUGGAGCAAUUGUAGCCCCAUUUUUGCUCUACAGACUGGCCAGUGUCUGGCAGGAGCUGCCUCUUUUUCUUUACGGUGUGAUGUCGGUGCUCUACAGUGGAUUGGUGACAAUGUUGCCUGAGAUGAGAGGAGUCGCCCUGCCAGAAACCAUUGAGGAUGUGGAGAAUCUAAGAGGGGGGAAAGGCAAGUCAAAGGUCACAGAGAAAAACGGCAUGAUUAUUUGACUGAGGCCUUGAACAGCUGGAUCAUUACUGGAUUACCCCUACACGUGUUGUAUUCAAAAUAUAAUGCGAGUGUUAUAUAUAUAUAUAUAUGUGAUAUACUGAGGCCUUAAAGGUGUUAACUAGAGAAUUGCACUGUUAGAGGAUGCAACACGUGAGGUGUCAAGAAAUCGAAUGACGAAAGAACUCCUACUUUGCAGCCUCCCUCUCAAAAUGUUAAUUUCCAGUGCUGAAAUUAGUUUUAUUUAUAUCUAGAUUGAAGACCUUGUGUUAUCUUGAUCUAAUGGUGUAAUAUUUAAAACAAAUCAGAAACUUAUGUACUGUAAAAACAGGUUUUGUUGUUUUUGGUCUCUUUUGUUUGUUCCUACCAAUGUGUCUGUUACUCGAUAAGAUAUUUACAAGAAGUUUUUACUGAUUUAAAUUCAAUUAGAAUAAAAACAGUCUUUAUCUUUUUCUUUUUUGUGGAUCCACAUCAAAUAGUGCAACAAUGUAGCUUCUUGAGAACCCCUACAAAAUUGCCAUUGAGAAGCUCUAGGAUGAGUCUUCUGAUAUUCAGCGAUAUAUUAUAUGGUUCUCAUCAUUGGCUGGCACCACAAUCCUGAAUUAGCUUUUUAAUUAAUCUG